GACAGUGACAGUUUGGAUGAAUAAGUUGAGAUAUGUAAAGUAAAUAAACUUUACUUCAUAUGCGAUUAAAAACGGAGUAGCAAACUACAAUAACAAAAAUUCGCCUUCUAUAUGUUAAACAAAGUUAGAUAAUAAUAAGUGCUUUUCUACGAUGGGGUGCUGUUACAGCUUUUUUUGCAAGGACGAAACCUCCUCACAGAUCGGAGAGCCUAAUGAACGAACACAUUUGUUAGUAGAUCCAGUAUCAAAUAGCACAAAUAUUCACAUAACAAACAGUGAAGAUAUUUUAAGCCGAAAUUCAAAUAAUUUACCUAAGAAGACUGAUGAGCAAUCUGCACUGAACAGAAUUUUACAGGAAACUGCAACAAAUGUGAUUGAUGUAGCUGCUUUAGAUUCACAUAAUUUGCAGCAACAUGAAUAUGUAGAAAGGAUGAAAAUUUAUAAUAGUAAAGUCCAACAAGUGUUAGCAAGCAAUAAACACAAAUAUAGUAAAAAGGUAAAUUGCAUAUUACAAGAUAUUCCCAAUCCAGAUAAGGUGCUAAACUCAGAACCAAUAAACGCCGAUGAUUUAAAUAUGAUUACGUCAUCUGUGAAUUUUGCAAUGAAUAGCAUUAACGAUAUUAAGGUAGACCACAAAGAGGACCUAGUAGUGCCGUUUGGACUGACUUGUUGAGAAGUGAUGGAGUACGGAUUUGUGUGAUAGGAGACUUUUCUCACAUUUUUAUUACAUUUAAGUUAAAAAAAAACAAUAUCAGCGUAUAAUAGCCAACGCAACGCAUUCUCCUAAACAUAUAUCUUGAAUUGGGUAGUACAGCAUGCCUCGUUUUGAAAAUGUGUUAAAUAAAUUUUUAAGGGGGAAAAUACUUUUUAAAUUACUUAGUAAUCUAAAGUUCUCAGACCAAGAAAGUUAACGUUAUACAAACUCAUGUAAUUAAGUCUAAAAAAAAGAAUAGAGUGCACUGAAAAGGCUUUUUUUAUUAUACAGGGUGUCACGAAAAUAUUGGUCAUAAAUUAUACCACAGAUUCUGGUGUCAAAAAUAGGCUGAUUGAACCUCACUUACUUAUAUACAAUAUUAGUGCACACAAAAAAAGUUACAGCCCUUUGAAGUUAUAAACUGAAAAUCGAUUUUUUUUCAUAUAUCGAAAACUCUUAGAGUUUUUUUAUUGAAAAUUGACAUGUGGCAUUUUUAUGGCAGGAAUAUCUUUAAAAAAAAACAACAGUGAAAUUUGUGCGCCUCAUAAAAAAUUUAUGGGGUUUUGUUACCUCAAACCCCCCCCCCAAACUUUUGUGUACGUUCCAAUUAAAUUAUUAUUGUGGUACCAUUAAUUAAACACAAUAUUUUUAAAACUUUUUGGCCUCUUAGUAUUUUUUCGAUAAGACACCUUUUAUCGAGAUGUGGCUUCUUGUUUAAUAUGUUUCAAAAUAUACCUAUAAAUAUAAAUUAUAAAUAAAUUUUCAUAUUAUUAUCAGGUCUCUAUAAUCGUACUUAACCAUGUACAAAUAUGUGGUGGAUUUGAAAAAUAUUAAAUAUCUCGAUAAAAACUGGCUUUUCGAGAAAGUACCAAAAGGCAAAAAGUUUUAAAAACAUUGUGUUUAACUAAUGGUAGCAUAAGAAUAAUAAUUUAAUUGGAACGUACACAAAAGUUUGGAGGGGGGUUUAAAGGAUCAAACCCCCAUACAAUUUUUAUGGGUGCACAAAUUUCACUAUAAUUUUUUUUUAAAUGUUCCUGCCAUAAGAAUGCCACAUGUCCAUUUUCAAUAAAAAAUCUAUAAUAGUUUUCGAUAUAUUAGAAAAAAUUGAUUUUCAUUUUGUAACUUAAAAGAGCUGUAACUUUUUUUAUGUGCACAUUUGUACUAAGGUAAGUGAGGUUCAAUCAAACUAUUUUUGACCCCAGAAUCUGUGGUAUAAUUUAUGACCAAUCUUUUCGGGACACCCUGUAUAUUGUGCAAGGCUCCAGUUUUCAAUAGUAAUACCACUAGUGAUUCAAUUUUCGCGAUAAGUCUGUCGAUUUACUUCUAAACGAAACUGAGUUGCUUGAAAACACCACGAGUCCGUAGGACGAGUGGUGUUUUCUUUAAGCAACUCAGUUGAGUUUAGAAAUAAAAGACAGACUUAUAAGAUAAAUUAAAUCACGAGUGGUAUUUUAUUAGACUAUUUCACGAACAAAGUGAUAGGUCAAAAAUUCAGUAGAAUGAGAGGAAGGAAUUUAAUAAUAAUACAUUUGAUCUAGGUAACCCAAAUCUACCCAUUUUUUGAAUAAUUCACAAUUAGUCAUAAUCAUGAAAUAUUUAUUAUAACUAUAAAUAAUUUGUUAUAAUUAUUUUUUACCUAUAACAAUAAAUAGUUGAAGGCCCAGUCUUUUAGAAUGAAUGCUAGUCUUUCGUUGUUAUUUUCUGCAUCUAAUUUGUAGUUGCGAUUCACACAGAACAUCAUAAAUGGUCUCCAUAUAUAAGAUUUAGAUUUUCUUGUGUUACUCGGUAUAUUUUCUUCAAUGUUUUGGCAUUUCUACAAUAAUUUUUUUGGCAAACGUCAAACUUUGCUUUGCGAUCGGUAUCCAUGGUUACGUCGUUGAAAACACGAAGCUGAUAGACCAAUCAGAAUUGAAAGACAGUUGGUGUUUUCGCGAUAACACAAGCUGUCUUUGGUUUUUGAUUGGUCAGAUUAUGUGAAAAUUUUAAGAUGAGUGAAAUAGUCACUAUAACUUUUUAUAUAAUUUUGAUUAUGAUUGUUAUUUGAGACUUCAUUGUCACAUCUUAUUAUGCAUAUUUCUAAUAUACAACAGUAGUAGUUACACUACUCUCAUUUUUUUUUGUGAAGUUUGAUGCAUUUUUUGAUUCUAAACGAACCGCUUAUUAUGGUACUACUACAUUAUUGUGUUUUGUACUUUUUGAAGUUAUACUUCUUUACGAUCGACGGUGAAAAUUUAAUACUUACCUGGCGCAUGCGCAGACAUACAGUAUGUAGUUCGUUGCUAAUCUUUCAAAUUAUGUAUGUGUCAGCGCAAAUAAGUCAUUAAAAGAAUAUAUUAGUGUUUUUAGUAAAUGUAUUAGUUAUUAUAAUUUUUGUGUCUUUGGAUUUGUCUUCCUCUAUAGAAUAAAAUAUUUUAUAAUAAUAGUAAGUAUAUUUACUUUAAAUUUUAAAGUAUUUUUAUACCUCAGUUUUGGUGUAUUAAAUUUGUCAGUAUGUAUGAGAAAUCUUGUAAGCUGUCAAAGCAAAGGCAGUUUAGAUCGGUGGUAGCGCGUUCGACCGGAGAUCGAGAGGUCCCUGGUUCAAUUCCGUGUGUUAUCUAACUUUUUUUUUAUUUUUAGUAUUGUUUUAAUAAAAAUUUUUGGAAAGUAGUAAGUAAAUAUUAGAUUAAUCUUUAAAUACAAAUAACCUGUUGAAAGUAUAUUUAUUUCGUUGAAAUCAUAUAAUAGAAGUAUAACUUCUUACGUGCGUACAAAGUACACACAUAUUCUUUUUUUAUGAUUCUCUUAUAGGUUGUUAAAUAAGUUUUGCGAUUCGAUAAGAAAAACACAUUUUAUGGUUUGAAGUACACUUUUUUAUUCAGUAUAGUCUCCGUGAGCAUCAAUACACUUGUUAUGACCAGAUUCCAUUUUAUGAAAUUAUAAUCUGCAAUAGUUAUUUUCCUAACUAGUGCGAAAAGUCAUACUUUUCCGCACGCGAUUGAAGUUUCGCGAUACUCCGCUUCGCGUCCUUCGGCAAGCAGUCGAGUGCGGAAAAGAGACUUUCCGCAAGAGUUAGGAACAAUGCUUUUUCUACGAGCGUUUAAAAAAUUACCAAAUCUUAAUCAAUUAAUUUAAUUAAAAAAUAACGCUAAUAAGUUAUAAUAAUCACGAAUUAAAGUAAAUGCGGUGCCUAAAUACCUGUUAUGCAGUAAUGAAUGGUGUGUAUCAAUACAGGUUUUAAUAUUUUAAAGUCAUAGCAACGAUGUCAAAUAAAGCAAUUAUUGUCAAAAAGCACGUCACACACUUUAAAAUUUCCACGCAUCUUUACUUCUUCUUCUUCUUCGUCUAGCCAUUCACGUCCACAUCUGAACAUAAGCCUCUUCAAGUCUUCCUUUCCAUUGUUUUUUGUUGUACGCUAUUUGUAGCCAAUUUUUCGCGGCAGUUCGUUUCAGAUCAUCUGUUCAUCAGUGGCGGCUAGUACCACUUUAAGAAGGUAGUGCCACAACUCGGGCAGCCGCCAAAAUUUUUAGUGACGGAUUCACGAUAUUGUAAAAAAAAGGUAUACUGACAACAAAAACUAAAAAAAAUAUGCGCGGAUACUUUUAUCUUAUGUACAUAUCUUAAGUUUAUUGAUCUGAGGUGCCAAGCAAUUGUCCAACAUUGAUCAAAACAGUUCCGUAAAUUAAUUAAUAAUAAAAACCUCUUAACCUAUCACCAGCAUUUACUGCUGAUAGUGCUUGAAAAUUGUUAUUACGAUUUAGUCUCUAUUUACCAAUUUAUAAAAAUAAUACUAUUUCAUUAUUCACACACAUGCACAAAUUUUUGUAAUGUCACUUUUAAAGUUUACGAUAUAUGAAGUUCAUUCUUCUAUUUUUUGGUUGCAAAGUUUUCAAUGACUUUAUAAUUAAAAUUAUCAAUACAAUUUACAAAAUGCUUUUCUGCAGAUAGCAGAUAAACAUCGAAAAACAGCGUUCUGCUUCAGAUGUUGAUAUAGGAAUGGUAACUAAAAUACUUAAAAGUUUAAUAGUUUCUUCAAAUGUGCUUUUUGAACCUUCCCUCUACAAUAAAACCGAUAGCGAAACAGCCCCAGAGGUAGUACUUAAUUCGUCUCGCUAAUACAGUACCUACUUCUAAUUCAGUUUUAAACCGAGUUUUGCUUAAAAAUUAAAAUUGUCUCCAGUCUCCAUGGUUCAUUAAGAAAUGAUUCGGAGAACUGAUGCUUAUAAGCAGAAAACUUCUCCGACAUAAAUAAAUUAGAAGCAACUAAAUGUCCGGAGAAGGUAGACCUUUGAAAGAUCUGGUACUUUGAAUAAUAUGAACCUUUAAGUCGUUGUCUAAUUCGGCGCUAAAAUUGACCAGCUCCUUAAAUAUGCCUCUAUUUUCUGAAUUUUCUUUUUCGUCGUGACCUCUUAAAGCUAACUCGAAAGCUCCACAACACCUUAUAACAUUUGUAGUUUUUUUUCUAGCGAAAAACCACCAAAAAAAAUUUAAAAUACUAAUCUUUAUUGUCAAUUAAUAAAUUAAACUUAAGAGGAUCGGAACGUAUUUUCGGCUGCAAUGCUAUUCAAAUGGGGAUUCAUUUUUUUCAAAUCCUGAGAAAACUAAUAAGUAGUUUGGAAAAAUUUAAACGCAGAAUGAAAGAUUACGUUAUUAGCGAGGGCCGAAAGUCCCUGAGAACUUCUACAAUGUUUAUUUUAAUAAGUUACAGGGGUGAAAAAACUAAGAGAAAAUUUAGUGUGAUUUUUAAAUUCAAAUAUCUCAUUCAAAAUAAACUUUUUAUUUAUUCUAAGGGACUUUCGGCCCUCGGUAAUAAUUUAGUCUUUCAUUCUGCGUUUAAAUUUUUCAAAAAUAUUUAUUGGUUUUUUCAGGAUUUGAAAAAAAUGAACACAAUGCCGUGGUAAUAUUUUCCAAAUCUGUCUUUGUCUUACAACGCACUCAACCGAAUAUAAUAUUGUCAGCAUAUAUUGUCAGUCAGACACUGACAAUCAGUGACAAUUUUAAAUAUUUGACAUUGCAUCGGGAAUAUUUUGAGAAAUUGAUUAAAUAUUAUUGAUAUAUAGUGUAUUUGAUAAAUAAUUGAUUUAAGACGUGAACUUAAUAAAAAGUUAUUUAUUGUGUAUUAUUUGUGAAAGAUCCAAGCAGAGAAUACAUCAGAUAUAUCCUGUGAUCCAAGUAUUUUGUUGUUAGAGAUGUUCAAAAUUGUAAGCGUUCCAAAAUAACAACAUAUUAUUAAAAAAUCACUUUAACACUUUUCCUCUUUUCUCGAUUGAUUAUUAGUUUUUGUUGUACAAAUAAAUUAUUACAAUCACUGAAAACAUAGUUAGUGAAAAAAUUAUCACAUUUAUUAACUGAAUUAAUAAUUUGCAAUUAUAAAAAUAACAGUUAUCCAAGAACAUUCAAAAGCCAUCUCUUUAAAUUAAUUAUGACAUUUUCAAGUAGAAUGACAUUCUAGUAAUGUUUACAUAUCCACACCAGUGUGAAUUUUACUACACGUAAUUUGCCGUGUAAAGACAGAAAAAGUAGGGAUACACGUAAAAUAUUUGCGAAUUAUGUACCCAUAGCCUUAAGAAAUAAUCAAAAUAUUAUCAAAAUACCCACGAUCAUGAUGCACCAAAAGUUUAAUUAUAAAUACAAAAUCUUUUUAACAGAAAAUAUACAUAAUAAAAGCGACAAACCAGCACGUAAAGAAACUCAAAAUAAAUAGACCUGGCUUCAUACCCUCGUGCCUGGCACAGAGAUUCUAAUGUUAAGGUAUACUAAUAGUCCAAUAUAGCUCUUUCUCUGUCACUUACAUAUAAUGCUCGUAAAAUCUUUCUCUCUUUACUCGUGCCAGUACUGACUUCGGCGCGAAGGAGAUUCUCCUGUCGAAUACUCUCCGCUGUCGGCAGGGAUUGUAUUGCGCCCAUAGUUGCCAUAUUUUAUAUAAUUUAUGAAGAUCAAAAGAAAUACACACAAAAAAAUUAAUAGGAAUUAAAAAGUUUUGAAGAUAAAAAAUAUGUUUAUGGAUAGUUAGCAAGGUAGUGCCAUGGCUCUAUGGUACUACCUCACGGGCCGCCACUGCUGUCCAUCUCAUAGGAGGUCUGCCUCUGGGUCUUUUGUGUUGGUGUGGUCUCCAGGUUAGAAUUGUUCUGUGCAAUUUGUUAAGAUCGCUCCUAGCUACAUGUCCAAGCGUAUUCCCAUUUCAGUUUUAAUGAUUUUUGUACCACAUCGGUGACUUUGGUUUUCCUCAUCUUUACUUACGAAUUUUAAAAUAAUUCAGUGAUUUAGAUAGAUGGCAUCAAGUGACGAAGAACUACUCCCAUCUAUUCUCUAACUAAGACAUACGAAGCAAUUGGGCAUUAAAAGCACAAUAUGUAUGUAAAUUCAGUGCGGCAAAGUAACGCGGAAAAAUAAAACUUUCCAAACUAAAACGCGUGAGGAAAAGUAGACUUUUUUGCACGCUCGUAGAAAAAAUACGUUUCCACAGCUGUAUGACCUCAUUUUUUAUGAAAAACACUUUUCACGCAUGACUUUUUAGGUAUAGGAAAAGUUGGAAGUCGCUAGGAGCCAAAUCUGGUAAAUACGAUGGAUGCUCUAACAAUUCAAACUUUGAUUCAUAGAUUUGAGCCGUUGUCAAAAUGCUCAUAUGACACGAUGCAUUGUCCUGACGAAAAUGAUUCUUCUGAAAACUGUGUCUUUUUUCACGAAUUUUUUCCUUCAGCUGUUCUAAAGUUUACAAUAAUAUUUAGAAUUUAUUGUUUUACCAGUUUGCAAGUAAUUUACAAACAAAAUUCUUUUUACGUCUUUGCCGUUGCUCUCUUCUGUGUGUAUAUUCAUUAGUAUCUCGAGGUGUUCUUUAUUUUCUGCUAUGAUCGUCGUAUCAUCUGCAUACCUUGUGUUGUCAUUGAGUAGCUUCAUCAGUAAAUAAAAUUUGUUUUAUAAAAUUGUUAUUUUAUUUCUGUAAUUGUGUAACUGAAAUUGUAAUCGAUCAAGAAUACCUCUUGGUGUUAUAUUUUAAUAUUCACAUUAUUUUUUUUAUUUAUUCAAAAUGCAAUAUUUAUGUCAUUCCUCUUGAUCAACUAGAAUAUUUUUGGACGUCCUACAUUAGACCUGGUUUUAAAUUUUCCUAAUUACAUAAUUAAGUUUAUGAAUAUCUCUCUAAUUGGAAAGAAAUCGCAUGGGGCCAAAUAUGGUGAAUACUGUGGAUGGGGCAGCAGUUCGUAGCCAAAUUCGACCAGUUUGGUUAUGACCACUGCGGAGGUGUGAGCCAGUGCGUUGUCAUGAUGGAAGAGCACUUUUUUCUUCAACACGUGGGGUCGUCUUCUCCAGGUAGUCGAUGUAAGAUAGUCCAGAUAUUGUAACUUUCUUAUUUUUAUUGGGUUUAUUAUUUCGUAUUCUUUGCACAUUUCUUAAAAUACUUCCGUGUCUGUUUUUCCUCUGUAACAUCACAUAUCAAAUGACUAGCUUAUCUAUGUGUUCUUGCUUCUCAUUUAAAAUAUGGUCACUGCGAAAACAUUAAUAGUCGAAUCAUUAAUAUACUAUCAUAUUUAUAAUGAUCUAAAACACGAAAUUUAAGAUAAACGCAGCAGAGAGAAUGAAGAAUAGGUUUCGUAAAUUGAUAUAUGUAUUGGAUUAUCAGUAUAUCAAGUCAACUUUUUGGAUACCCCUAAUAAGGUAAGAAUUAUAAUGGCGUUAGCCUUCAAAAGAAGAUGGCCAACAAAGUUUCCCGAUCUUGAACCUAGGUACCAAUAUGUGCACUUUGUCACUGGCCUCCUUUGUAUAUAUAAUUCCAUUUAUUUAGAUUUGUAAUGGAUUGUUCUUUUAUUUUUUGUUGGGAUUAACAUGUAAAAGUCACUAGUCAUUUUUUAAAUUUCUGCUGACACUAAUUUUAAUAAUUUGGAAUAAACUAUGUAUGUAGAUAAAUCAUAUUUUUUAAUAGUUUUAAUGCAUUCAAUAAAUAAGACAUGUUGUGCUACAUCGCUGGAACAUAUUUUGUAAAUAUCGAAGUAAAUAUGACUAAAUCUAUUACAUUUUAAGUUAACAGUUAUUAUUAAUAUGCUUUUAUCAAAGUAUUUUCAUGUUACACUAUUUAGAAAUAAAGUAUUUUAUUAUGAUUGUG
This is a messenger RNA of Diabrotica virgifera virgifera (western corn rootworm), 8768 nucleotides long. It is a transcript of the gene Lamtor1, whose product is annotated as ragulator complex protein LAMTOR1. Gene Ontology annotation, cellular component: late endosome membrane; Ragulator complex; membrane raft. Gene Ontology annotation, biological process: regulation of receptor recycling; positive regulation of MAPK cascade; cellular response to amino acid stimulus. The transcript has 5 exons. The coding region runs from base 152 to 673 and encodes 173 amino acids. Gene Ontology annotation, molecular function: molecular adaptor activity; guanyl-nucleotide exchange factor activity. NCBI's taxonomy places the organism in Eukaryota, Metazoa, Arthropoda, Insecta, Coleoptera, Chrysomelidae. The record is from RefSeq and is a predicted model, not a curated record.